Molecule: messenger RNA, 1189 nt
Organism: Hordeum vulgare subsp. vulgare (domesticated barley)
Lineage: Eukaryota; Viridiplantae; Streptophyta; Magnoliopsida; Poales; Poaceae
Product: apoptosis-enhancing nuclease-like
Exons: 2
Coding region: 1-1146 (381 amino acids)
Biological process (GO): rRNA processing
Cellular component (GO): nucleus
Molecular function (GO): nucleic acid binding; 3'-5' exonuclease activity
Source: RefSeq, a predicted model, not a curated record
AUGGGUGAGGCCGCCGCCGGGGUGGAAGAGGACGCUGGCUACUGGGGUGAGGCCGCCGAUGGGGUGGAGGAGGGCGGCGAUCGAUGGGGAAUGGGGGGCAUCGAUGGGGGAGGGUGCCGGUCGAUGGAGGAGUCCGAGGUGUACCGGAACAAGUGUGCGGCGUGCUACCGUCAGUUCAACAGGAUGGAGCACCUGGUGGAGCACAUGCGCGCGUCGCACCACUCGCCACACGAGCCGCGCUGCGGCGUCUGCGGGAAGCACUGCCGCUCCCUCGACGCCCUCCGUGACCACCUCGGCUUCGGCGCCUCCCUCCCCCCAAAGCCCGCCUGCGCCAGGGCCUUCGCCGCCCAGGGCUGCCCGCUCUGCCUCGCCGUCUUCCCUAGCGCCGGCUCCCUCCGCGCCCACAGCCCCACCUGUCACCUCUCUCGUGCUCCGGUUCCCUCGAUGCCUAUGCCAAGAACGCCCGUCGGCGGUGCGGUGGCGCUGGGGUGCAAAAUGGUGGGCGCCGGCAACGACGGGACGCUGGACGUGUGCGCGCGCGUCUGCGUCAUCGACGAGCACGAGGCCAUCGUCUACGAGAAGUUCGUGAGGCCGCUCCUCCCGGUGACGCACUACCGGUACGAGACCACGGGGAUCCGCCCCGAGCACCUUCGGGACGCGCUGGCGGUGAAGAUGGUCCAGCGGCAGGUGGAGGACAUCCUCCUCAACGGCGAGCAGCCAUGGAAGGUCCGGUCCUCCCGCGGCGCGGCCAGGCUCCUCGUCGGGCACGGCCUGGAGCACGAUCUCGACGCGCUGGGCAUGGACUAUCCGGCGUACCUGAAGCGGGACACGGCGGUAUACCCGCCGCUGAUGAAGACGAGCGCCAGGCUGAUGAGCAACUCGCUCCGGUUCCUCACUCAGAGCUGCCUCGGCUAUGACAUCCAGACGGGCCACCAGCAUCCCUACGAGGACUGCGUGGCGGCCAUGCGGCUGUACAAGAAGAUGCGCGCGAUGAGGCACGGCCGGCCCAACAACGUCGGAGACGGCGAUGGGUGCGCCGCGAAGCCAUUCCCGACGUGGAGGCAGCGGGAGCUGGAGCGCAUGUCGCCGGAGGAGCUCCUCAGCAUGUCCAAGCCCGACUACCACUGCUGGUGCCUCGACAACUAGCUAGCCACGGCUUGCCUACAGAAUUCGAUUCUUCGCUCUUUAC